AACAAGAAGUUAAGUACAUAUAACAUUUUGAUCGGAAUAAGAUACUUUGGGGUUUCAAUCUCGCUCAUAAAGCCUCAUUCGUCUUGUCGACUGAAAACGAAAACCCGGCCACAAGCUGUUCGGAUGGCUUCGGUCUGGAUUACACCUUAUCAACUUUCCACGAAUGUAAGAAAGAACUCCAUCCCAAUGGAAGCAUGGUGCAAACAAUUCCAAAGCUCAUCCCCCACACAACGUUUAAUAAAGGAAUUGCUUGCCCGAGAAAGAAUAGGCCUAGAGCAACGGGAAUGAUGCCUGGACAUAGAGCUUGUAGAUUCCACGAUUGCCAUAGUAAUAUUUGUCAAGGCGGCUGGUGUGAAGAGACUAUGACUGCAUUCAGAUGUCACUGUUUUGACGGAUAUGAAGGGAAACUCUGCGAUCAACAAUCAACUCCUAAACAAAAUGCCACAAAGAUCUCUUCAAACAAAACAACCCCAAACCCAUCUCCUACAACUACGCCACUAGAGAAUGGUUUGCCUGAAGACUCGAACCUUCGUCCAUGA
Molecule: messenger RNA, 539 nt
Organism: Lytechinus variegatus (green sea urchin)
Lineage: Eukaryota; Metazoa; Echinodermata; Echinoidea; Temnopleuroida; Toxopneustidae
Exons: 4
Coding region: 195-539 (114 amino acids)
Source: RefSeq, a predicted model, not a curated record